Messenger RNA from Seminavis robusta, 1341 nucleotides. The record is from the annotation of a GenBank genome assembly. NCBI's taxonomy places the organism in Eukaryota, Bacillariophyta, Bacillariophyceae, Naviculales, Naviculaceae.
AUGACCCAAGCCCACGGAACCUGGCGCCGCGCCGCUGCUAGCCCUGAGCCACCGACACGAAAGGCCCCGAAGAGGACCGAGUCCAGCGGCAUUUUGCACCGUCCAUCACCACAAGACACCAAGAGGCAAUUGCAGAGGUCCGAAGCCCAGGGAAUCAUGCACCGCGCCACAGCAACCAAAUCCACCAUGGACAUCAAAACGGAUCCUUUUGACAAGGACACUCACCUCGCUGGUAGACCUGCCGCCGACGUCACGGCAAUCUCCAAGAGAGAGACCAAACCGUCCGUUGUUUUGUCCAGUCAUUUGGCACCGCCUCCUGCUGUUAUUGAAGACAACCAACUGCGUGACGCGGAUGUAGUAUUUGGUCGAGGAGGCAUGUCGAACCAUAUUAAGGGAAAUUGGCUGUUUCGUAUCCACCUUGACAAGCACAAGGGAUCCUACCAGGCCGCGACUGAUAGGAAAGAAAAGAGGACGCUUGUCAAGCAAAUAAUUGAAGAUCUCCGAACUAGAGAUUUUAGGUUCUUGGAGCUGAAAGAUGGAAAAUGGGCUGAGCUUUCGGAAAGGCGAAUUCACUACAAGGUCACACAGCGGCUGAGAGAGCGUUCGCACUUUCAACCUAUACCAGUGGAGGCAGCGCCCCUGGUUGUAACACAACAGUCUUCCACUGAAGAAGAAAUUGCAUUGAAUGAUGCCACGCCAUUGGCAUUGAAUCUUGAGGGUGCAUCUUUCCAAAUCCAUGCACUCAAAGAGGAUGUUUUCCCCGACUCGAUCAAUGAUUUGACGAAGCCCUCAACCCAGGAUGCGGAUUAUGCAAUGGAUUCCCUCAAAAUUGGGGAUGAGCAAUCUCUACAAGGAGGCAACUAUGCCCAACAAUUGGAUGGUGUGAUGCCAUUGCCUUUGGAUAUCAACCAACCGCCUUCUACAAUCGCAGCACAGCAAGAAAAUGAUUUUUCUGACUUAUUCGCUGCGAUUGCAAGCCCGCAGGAAGAAGUGAAUACGGCGCUCAAUGCUUCCGCAAACCAAAACAGCAAUGCCAAUUCAGCCGCAACGCACCCUCUGGAUUAUUCACACAAGGUAGACGCCGUCAGCGACAUGGCCAGUUUGACUUCUCGGGAUGAAACCUUGUUGUUUGGCUGGGAGUCUCAUUGCGCCACUGACAACUUUUUCUUCUGGGACGGCUUGCUGCCGAUGGAUCCCAUGCCAACGACAUUUCCCUACUGGGAAUCCACCGGUACGAGCAUCCCUGGAGCUGGAUCGGGUCCCAGUUCCACGGCCCGGUCUCUGGCCAGUACAGGCCGCCCGAGAAGCUGUGAGAACAUUGUAUGGGGGAGGAAUGUGUAA